Polyodon spathula (Mississippi paddlefish) is the source of this 1493-nucleotide messenger RNA. Its product is annotated as elongation of very long chain fatty acids protein 6-like. Gene Ontology annotation, biological process: fatty acid elongation, polyunsaturated fatty acid; sphingolipid biosynthetic process; fatty acid elongation, monounsaturated fatty acid. Lineage: Eukaryota; Metazoa; Chordata; Actinopteri; Acipenseriformes; Polyodontidae. The coding region runs from base 361 to 1197 and encodes 278 amino acids. The transcript has 4 exons. The record is from RefSeq and is a predicted model, not a curated record. Gene Ontology annotation, molecular function: fatty acid elongase activity. Gene Ontology annotation, cellular component: endoplasmic reticulum membrane; endoplasmic reticulum.
UGGUCGGUUUUGUCUGUCUGCGGUACAAGCGGCGCGUCUGUUAAGUCAGGAGGUGUAGCACUGUGCGUUAUGCAGACGAUUCAGUUUGUUUUUAAUAUUGGAAAUUAUAAUGGUUAAUCAUAAUAAAACUGCAAGCCAUUUAAUUCGUCAGCGGGUUAACUAUUGAUAUUUGUAUUUACCGGUACAGUACGUCAUUUGAUUUAUGUAUAUGUCUUGAAAUCUAGUUCUGCAUUUCAGUAUAAAAAGGGGGACGAUCACAGAAGAGUACACAUAAGUAUUAUUAUUAGUAUUAAGAUUAGUAUUAUUGUUAGUGUUAUUAACACAACAGCAUUGCAAAUACCGUACCGCUCAGAUACAAAAAUGAAUGCAAGAGAGCACCUUCCACCUUUGCAAGAAUACGACUUUGAGCGGAGCUUUGAUGAGCGAGAGGCGAUCGAAUGGAUGCAGGAAAACUGGAGCAAGUCCUUUGUGUUCUCAGCCCUGUACGCCGCUGUGAUUUUCGGGGGGCAGCAGUUUAUGAAGGAGAGGCAAAAACUGGAGCUCCGCAAGCCCCUGGUUCUGUGGUCCCUCAGCCUGGCAGUCUUCAGUAUCAUCGGGGCUGUGCGGACCGGCUGGUACAUGCUGUACAUUCUGGACACCAGUGGCUUCAAGCAGUCCGUGUGUGACCAGAGCUUCUACAGCGGCCCUGUCAGCAAGUUCUGGGCGUACGCAUUUGUGCUGAGUAAGGCUCCCGAACUAGGGGACACAGUGUUCAUUGUGCUCCGGAAGCAGCCACUCAUCUUCCUGCACUGGUACCACCACAUCACGGUGCUGCUGUACUCCUGGUACUCCUACAAGGACCGCGUGGCAGGAGGGGGCUGGUUCAUGACCAUGAACUACCUGGCCCACGCGCUCAUGUACAGCUACUAUGCGGCGCGGGCGGCGGGCGUGCGGGUGCCCCGCCCCCUCGCCAUGCUCAUCACCACCAUGCAGAUCGCACAGAUGGUCAUGGGGCUGGUGGUCAGCGGCCUGGUCUUUUUCUGGAUGCAGGACGGACGUUGCUUCUCCUACCUAGACAAUAUCCUGUGGGCCUCCCUCAUGUACCUCAGCUACCUGUUCCUCUUCCUGUCCUUCUUCUAUCAGACCUACAUCAAGGGCGGGAGCAGCAGCAGGUACAGCGGCAGCAACAGCAGCAAGAAGACCGUCAAGGCAGACUAGAGGAGGUUAGGACCAGAGUCUCUGACGACUGUAAUAUUGGACUGGGUUGACCAUAGACUUUGCUGUAUUGGACUAGGCUGUUUCGGACUGGUCUGUGCUGUGUGUGACUAAAGUAUAAAAGACUGGACUGUAAUGAAGAAGAAAGUAUUCUUUGACAAACUUUAAAUCUUUCUCCGUGUGUCAUCGUAUUGCACAGACUGGAACGGACUGUGCUGUAGGUGACUGGACAGUGUGCUGUAUUGUAUUCGGUCUGUACAGGUAUAUAUAUAAAUGGAGACCUACUUGUCUUAAUGUGA